UGCCGGUGAACCUGGAGCUGCAGGAGCUGCUGCUUGACUACAGCUUCCAGCAUCUGGGUGUCUCCUCACAGGGCUGUGUCGAUCAUCCCAUAGUUUUGACAGAAGCCGUGUGCAACCCACUGUAUUCACGACAAAUGAUGUCGGAGCUUCUCUUUGAGUGCUACGGGAUUCCUAAGAUUGCCUACGGAAUAGACAGCCUCUUCAGCUUCUACCACAAUAAGCCAAAGAGCUUGAUUUCCAGCGGGCUCAUCAUUUCAUCUGGAUACCAGUGUACACAUAUUUUACCCGUCUUAGAAGGGAGGUUAGAUGCUAGAAACUGCAAACGCAUCAAUCUGGGAGGAAGCCAAGCAGCUGUCUACCUCCAGCGUCUCCUGCAGCUGAAGUACCCUGGGCACCUGGCGGCCAUCACUCUCAGCCGCACGGAGGAGAUCCUGCACGAGCAUAGCUACAUCGCGGAGGACUACUUUGAAGAAUUGCAGAAAUGGCGGUGCCCCGAUUACUACGAAGACAACGUCCACAAGAUGCAGCUCCCGUUCUCCAGCAAGCUGCUGGGCAGCACCCUGACCUCCGAGGAGAAGCAGGAGAGGCGGCAGCAGCAACUGCGGCGGCUGCAGGAGCUCAACGCCCGGCGGCGGGAGGAGAAGCUGCAGCUCGACCAGGAGCGGCUGGACCGGCUGCUCUACGUGCAGGAACUUCUAGAGGAAGGCCAGAUGGAUCAGUUUCACAAAGCUCUGAUGGAGCUGAACAUGGACUCCCCAGAAGAGCUGCAGUCCUACAUACAGAAGCUCAGUUCAGCAGUGGAGCAAGCUAAGCAGAAGAUCCUUCAAGCAGAGGUCAACCUUGAGGUGGAUGUGGUGGACAGCAAGCCAGAGACCCCGGACCUGGAGCAGCUCGAGCCGUCUCUGGAAGACGUGGAAAACAUCAACGACUUCGAACCCUUGUUUUCAGAGGAAACGCCCGAAGUGGAGAAGCCAGUGGCCACAGUUCAGCCCGUGUUUAACUUGGCAGCGUACCACCAGCUGUUUGUUGGGACAGAAAGAAUUCGAGCUCCAGAAAUCAUCUUCCAGCCGUCCCUCAUAGGAGAAGAGCAGGCGGGUGUAGCGGAGACGCUCCAGUACGUCCUAGACAGGUACCCAACGGACGUUCAGGAGCUGCUGGUUCAGAACGUUUUCCUCACUGGCGGGAACAUGAUGUACCCUGGGAUGAAAGGCAGAAUCGAGAAGGAGCUUUUGGAGAUGAGACCCUUUCAGUCUUCUUUUCAGGUUCAGCUGGCCUCGAACCCCGUGCUGGAUGCCUGGUACGGUGCUCGUGACUGGGCCCUGGACCACCUGGACGACGAAGACGUCUGGAUCACCAAGAAGGAAUACGAGGAGAAGGGAGGUGGCUACCUCAAGGAGCACUGUGCCUCCAAUGUUUACGUCCCCAUCCGCCUGCCCAAGCAGGCCUCACGCUCCUCAGAAGCCCAGGCAUCAGGCAAAGGCUCGGGGGCCAGUGGAGGCGGUGCCAGCGAGCAGGCGUAGCCGAGGGGCCCCUCCAGGGACCUUCAGCUAUGUCAGCCAGUGUGACAGGGCAGUGACUCUGUCGGAUGUGCCUGACCCGAGUCGGCUGGGAACAUUUGGCUACACGAUGGAUUUCUUUCUCCUGUGGAGAACAGUUAAGAGCCACUGGGAGCUACCCUUCAGAACUGUGUUCAUCUGGGGACAUCUGCAGUGAAGGGACUGUAAGAGGCCACUGGCUUUGCUGAGCUGUGAAUGAAGACAGCGUGGGGGACGGGGAUGCAUGAGCUGCACAGGCUUCCUCCUCCCUGCAUUUUAAAGCCUUUUUUGUUUUUUGGUUUUUUUUUUUUAAUCCUUUAAAUUUUGUACUGUCAGUGUAGAUAUUCUUCUAAAUUUAUUAAAAAUUGUGUAGAUGCCCAGCAGGGGGCGUUCUUUCACAUACACAGGAAAAGGAUACUGUUCAUGGCAAUAAGAGCAGUCACCCACGAAGUCUCAGGGGCUGGAAAUACUUCCCCUCUCCUGUAUUUCUGCUUAGGAAUGAAAGGGGCCCAAAGAGAGAAAUCACAUUGUAUGAAGUCACUCUGUUAGGGGCCGGCCUGCCUGGGGCCCACUUAUGAGUGGGCAGAUGUGGGGCUAGUAGCCCAAAUAUUGUUUAUAUUUUCUUUGCUGGAAAUUUUUCCACCACAUGAGACUUUUCUACAGUUUUUAGAAAUUUCUGUCCCUGUGAGUUUCUUGGCUGCUUAACUUUUUCAGGCCUUUUUGAAGAAAGAAACAGACUGGAAAGGGUUGGUCCUGUACCCUUUUCACAACCUCACAUUCCCUGGACCUUUGCAGCUUCAUCUUAAAUGGACAGAUAACCCCUCUCUUUUACAGAGAUUGUUUGGUGAGAAUUUUAACUCAGACACACCCAGUAAUCGAGCCCAGAAGGCCCCUGAGCUGCUAGCAUCCUUGUCACAGAAUCCAUACGUCUAAAUCCCAUGGAAUCUCUAGCCCAUCCUCUGAUGAGGCCACCCCAGAACCAGGCUGCCCAUACAGUUUACCAGGGAUGAUCGCCUGCAUCUCUAGUUCUCAAGGGCUGAGAUGCUGAAGACCAGAAAGGGGCAGUGGUGGUGGAGGAGGAGGAGGAAGACUCAGGCUGACUCAGGAUCUCCCAAGGCCUUGCCAGGGAGCGCUCAGCCAUCCACAGCUGGGCCCAAGGACUGAUGAGACAGUGAUAAUGAGCAUGAGCUGUCAAGAAAGGACAGUUGCAAAGAAGGUCGGACCAGCCUCCAUAGGAGAGGUUUUCAUAUCACAUUUCCAGGAGGAGGAGUGAUGCUAACUACUGUUAGGCCUGGGGAGAUGGGGGCCUUUCUCCCAUAGUCAACAUUUUAUUUUUAAACGCCUGACCAGCAGCAGUGAAUGCAGAGGAGUGCCAUGGAAGUCAAGCCUUGAUGAGAAAGGACCCUGGGUGGGCAGGUAAGCUGAGACACAGCAGAGUCAGACAGCAAGUGUUAAACUAGGCUUGAAACUGGGGAAGUGGGCUGUGAUGAGGCUGAGCCUUGAGCUCUCCUACUUUAUCUCUGACCCCUCACACUGAGUGUGCCGUGACCUCCCAGGACACCCCUCAUGCACAAACCACCAGCUGAGCACUCAUCAUGAUACUGUGAGCUUUUUCUCUGCCCCAGGGUGGUCUCUUACAAACUGUCAAGUGUUCCCUGAGAUUAUGAUGUUGGUUUCAUUCAGCCUGGAGAAUCCACAGCCCAGUGCUGGACCUGGAGGGUGCUGAGGGCUCACAGGAUUUUUACUGAAUGACCAGCUGGUUGGGUAGAUAAAUGAAUGAUGAAAUCUCUGAACAAAGAAAAUUUGAGAAUAGCUUGUUCACUCUGUUAAGAGGAACCAUACUGAGGAUGUCCCCUCAGCCAAGGAGCGUUACUCAUGGAGACAUCUUAAGUCUUCCCUUUGACCCUGCCAAGACUAUUCCAGGAUAGGAGGUGGAUAUGACUAUAUCUGAGUGGUCUGGGGGCAGCUGUGAAGGAUCAGACACCCAGAACCCAGCUUCAGGCUUUUGUUUAGGGUUGUGGCAGGAGGAGGUAGCCCAGGGAAGGGAGAAUCUGUCUUAAGAUCUAACUUAGCUCUGGGGUUGAGUCAGGGCAGCUCUGAAGGUUGGGUGGCCACGUAGAGUGAUCAGGGCCUCUUCCUGGCUAAGAUGUGGUAGGGGUAUCCCACCAACCUGCUCUGCCUUCAUCCCCCGCCCCAACCUUUGGACUAAAGCAAACUUUUACUGUUCACAGAGUUACAUCUGAGUUGCAAAAUCUUUUCCCCUGUGUUUCCCCAUUCAUUCUGGGCUGCCACAAUCUGACAAAGUAUAAGGACACUUUUUUCUUGCAUUUGUAGUGGAGCCUCUGCCUUCCUUUGCAUUUUGCCCUUUCUGCCUCCCGUGGGCAUCUCUGGAAAUAAACAGUUUUACCACAGCUGCAAAAAAAAAAGUGGAAAGGUAAGAAAAUAGAAUUUAAGAGUGAAAUAAAUGUUAAAAUACGGGCAGAGAACACUAAACCAAGAAGUGGAAAAAAAACAAUUCAUUCAAAUAUAAUAUGCAAAGAUUAUUUUAUGCCUACCUAAGGGAUUAAGUGAAUAAGAUGAAGUCUUUCAUUAUAGAACUUUGUGAUUGAAUCAUUUCAAGAAAAUUAGAAAAUGAGAGAACAGAAGAUUAAAAAUGUAGGCAAAGAGACUGUUUACUAAAUAAGGUUUCUUUCCCCCUGAGCACGCAGCUGCGCUGUAUUUCCCAGCCUCCCUUGCAGUUAUACAUGUAGCCACUGGAGUUCUGGCCAGUGGAGUAUCAGCAGAAGAGGUGUACACCAUUUCCAGGGCUGUCUUUUACAAACCCCCCCCCCACAGGAGCCCCUCUUUCCCUGUCCACUGGCUGAACAGAGAGCAGUCUUAAGACCCAAGAGGAGCACGGAGCCACAACAUGGAAAGAGCUGAGUCCUUAAAGGACUGCUUGGAGCAGAGGCCCUGCAGAUUCUUCACUACAUGAGAAAUAAACUCUUACUGUAUGAAGCCACUGAGUGCUUUGGCCAUAUCUGUUACAGCAGCUAGCAUUAUUCUAACUAAAACUGUAGGUUAAAAAUAAAAAUUUCGUUAACUUCAUGUUAAUUAGGAGGGUUUGUUAAGGUGGAAAAGUUUUAAAAUAAUAUGAAAUAAGGAGAACAGUGUGACAGAUAGUCAUCCCCUUAGUUAGGAAAUGGGAAGAAUUCCUUUUAUAGUGCAGGAAGAUCAAGUGAGAAAGUGAAAUCACCCAGGGAUUCCAGGAAACAUGGCAGACUAAGCUGACCCAGAAAGACCCCUUACGCCUACUACAAGAUAUACAGGAAGUUGAUAAAUAUAACUUAAAAAGUAAUGCUGAACUUAGAAUCAUAGAUACCAUGAAAAAUCAUGGAAAUCAGAAAUGAAUACCAAAAGAUCCAGAUUGCUAACUGAAAGUUGGCACCGAGGCAAGCCUUAGGUUUCAGAAAGAGACGUAAGUCUUUGGGGUGGGGAGGGACUGCAAGUUUUAAUGCCUAAGCAGGGACCAGAGAUGUAGCCUGGGCCCUCCUGAAGGGAGGAAACUGGAAUAAACUCCCCAAAUAAAUAAUACUAACUCAGCAAGAGUAAAUGCAAAGAGACUAGAAAUAGAACCAAUAAAUCCAAACCCUAGGGAAAGCCAAGUCCAGUAGUAGAAGGAAAGUUUGGGGGCAGGGCGGGUAGAGCAGCCUAGUUAAUACGAAAGUAAAAAAUAAAGUGGCAUAAAUGAGUUCAAGUAUGUUAAUCAUAAUGUGAAUAGAUUAAAACUGGCCUGUCAAAAGAAAAAUGAAAGAAAAGAGAUUGGAUUGAAAAUACACUAUAUAGCUGUAAGCUGUAGACAGAUUAACAAUGUAAAGGGCUAGAAGAUAAACCAAGCAGAUGGAUACGAAGCAACUGAUCUGCUAUAGUCGUGGUGACAUCAGGAAAACAGUCUUUAAAGCAAAAAAAUAUAAUUAAAAAGGGAAUCUUCGCUUAGUAAUAAACAGUUCCCACAGAGAUAUAACAAGCCUGAACCUAACCUGUGUGCCUCGGAUCAAAUAGCCACAAAGUGAAUAAAGCACAAAUUGACAGGAUCGUAAAGUGAAACUGACCAAUGGAAAGCGCCCAGGAGGCUCAGGAUUCAGGAGCUGCGACGACGAUGAGACCCAGGAGUCGGGUGGGCCUGGCACAUCCGGGCUCUGGGCAAAGUCCAGUCCCCUCGGUGCAGCAAAGGGGGACUUGAGGCUCUGCAGCUAUACCUGGACUCCUAGCCUCCCCCUCGGGCCAUCCCAAGGCCUGGGCUCACUGGAAUGUUGGCUGUGGCGCUGAUGGUCCCCGGUCCUCUCUGAGAAUGGCUGUGUUCAGGAGGAAGGGAGACCUUCAGCUGGAAGCCACAUUCUUUCUUCCUCUGGCAGCAGGUGUACCCCCUCUGUUCUUCCUCCUGCCUCUGCUGGCCCCUCUGGCCUGCAGAACUCUUGUGGGUCAAUCUUAGAGUAGAAGCAGACGUUCGCGGAGGCUGUUGGAUAAAACCCAGUAGGAAAAACAGGCAGAUAAUUCCGUCAAGUGCAUUCUGGUAACUUGGGGGUGUCUGGGACCCCAGUCUCCCUGCCCCCCACUUCAUUCUUUCCAUUGCUUCCCCUCCUGCAGCUCCUGGCAAACAGAGCAGCCCCAGGAUUUCUUCUUGUCCAGCAAACCUUAGGGGCAUAGGAGCCUGCCCCAGCAACUCUGCCCUCUGUCCUUUCAUCACUCAUCUGCUUGGUGGCCAGGACCCUCACCUUGGGGAGCAGCCGAGGUCAGGGUGGGCAUCACAACUCAACAAAGGCAGCUGAGCCCUGGGAAGUGGCAGAUGGACACUGACCUACUUACCAGCUUUUCCCUUUCUGUUCCCUCCUUCCACGAAGUCCUCUCCUUUAUUCUCCAAUUCAGCUUCUUUUUCUGAGCACCCACUGUGUCCCAGGCUCUCUUCUCUCGGCCCCUCACUUGUCAGUGCUCUUUUUCCUGUCUCAGGCUCAGGGAACCCCAUGGAAUCUGACUGUCCUGGUGACACCAGAGCCAUUUCCCAUACCACACAUUUUCGCUGACCAGUCACCAUGAGGUCAAGAUGAGUCUGUGCUAUAGGGAAAAUAAGGGUGGUGGAAUGGGUUGAAUAGUGUCUUCCACCCCUCAAAUGCUAUGUCCAGGUCCUAAGCCUGUGAAUGUGACCGUAUUUGGAAAUAGGCUCUUUGCAGAUUAAGAAUCUUGAUGUGAUAUUCUGGAUAUAGGGUGGGCCCCAUAUCCAAUGAAUGGUGUCCUUGUAAGAGGAAGGAGAGGGAGAGUUGACAACAGAGGGACGAAGCCAUGUGAAGACAGGCAGAGAUGCGGUCACAAGUCGAGAAUACCAGGAGCCACUAGAAGAGGGAAGAGGUGAGGAUGGACUCUCCGCUAGAGCCUGCGUGGGGAGUAUGGCCCCCAUGACACCUUGAUUUGGUAUCCAGAAUAAAUCUGUCAUCUUAGGCAUCAAGUUCGUGGUGAUUUGUUUUGGCAGCCCUGGAAAACUAACACAGAUGGCGCGUUGAAUCUGGGAAUAAACCUGAGUAUAGGGGGGAAGGUGUGAAGCCAUAAAGAAGUAAAUAACUUGCCCAUAAGAUGGAGGAGUUCUAGCAAUAGCAGAAUCUGGAUAAUAGACGUAGAGGUCUACCCCCAGGUAAGCACUGACGAUGCAGGAGAAGGAAGAAGGGGCUUGGAAAGUACACAGGACCGGAGCCGGCAGUCCUGGAAAGACACCCUUUUGGAGGGUGAGGGGGGCACCUCGGAAACCAGAGGUGAGGUGAAGGGAAGCACAAAAGGGGUAGACCCUCCAAGACUUACGAAAGCGAGGCUGGACCAGAGGAAGCCUGACCCCAUAAAGGUGCCGAACAGUCAAGAAUCUGUUUCUCAUCACAGCACCAGGAGGGGGAGCCCUUGAGAAACGUGGAAAACCAUCCAAGCCCCCUCCCUGCCCUACUCUUUAUCCAUCUCCUCCUGCUAGUAGUUGUUUAGGUAAAUCUAACAUGCUCAAAUACGAACAUUAAUAAAACUUCAGCAUCCUUAUGGGGAUAUAGUAAAAAAAAAUACCAAAAAUUCAAGCCACUGUAAUGCAAACAUUCCAACAUGAAUUAAAGAUAGACAAAACAGUGCAGAUGUGAGGACACCACAGAACAAAUGAAACAUUUCGUAGAGGUAGAUGUGAAAUGGAAACUUUGCAGGACUCAGCAAAGAAAUGAAAUAACAAGGAAAAAUUAUCUCACAAACCUAAAUUCAAGAUACACAAGGGUGAAGAUGUUCAACUGAAAAAAAAUAAAGGGAAAAACAUGAAAAAAAAGGAAAGUUAUAGUUAAGGAAAAGAGGUAAUGGAAAUUGAAUCAAAUUGGAUAUAGCUGAAGAAAAUACAACUAUAUUGAAUUUUGUAUUGAAGAGGAACUGGAGAAAAACAACGAAACAAACUAAUAUUUAAAAUAGUAAUUCAAUAAAAUUUCCUCCCCCGAAAGGAAAACACCCUGAAUAUAAAUUCUGUAAAGACACACUGUGUGCACGGCUGGGAAAAUUGACUCAAAAGUGUCAACUCUUAAGAAUAAAAACCCUAGUAAAAUUAUUAUGUCAAACUCUGGGAAAGGUGCUAGUAAAAAAAGAAAUCCUCUGGCCUCUAGGGAAAAAAGACAAGAUGGCUCAUAUAAUAAAGAGUAGAUGGCGUCAGCCUCUUAACAGUAGCGUGUAAUUCUAGGAAAUUGAUAAAAAGAAAUUGAACAAUUAGAAAACAAAACUCCUUUUGCCACUUUGGGAAUUUGCUAUUGGUGUCAGGUGUUUUGCUGUUCCUUGUAUUAUAAACCCCAUAUUGCAUUGUUAAUAUGGUUCUGUUUAGUCAGUAGGCUUUUGGAGAAAUCUAAAAAGAUGGUCUUCUACAUUUACCUACAUGUCGACUUUCUGGUACAGGAAAAUCAGGUGGAGGAGGACAUUUACUUGGCCACUAAUCUACGUUUGCGCCACCUUCUUAGGAAUGUGGAACAGGAUAGGGGAGUGGGCUUCCCCUCUGGCUGGUGCCUAGUAUUUCCAGAUGAAGUGCAGUGGGAUUCUCCUGGCCGCCAGUCCUCAACCUGGACAGGAACUGGGAGAUGAAUUCAGCUGCUUGGCACGCUCCAGCCUGCAUGACGUGUUGAUAAACGUCUGGCUGGGAGGGGGCUUUAUCUUAUCUUGCUGGCCCUUCCUCAGCUGCGGAUUGCCUGGGAGUCGGGUUGGUGGGCCUUCCCCAGCCUGGACAAACUGCUGGAAACUCUUUAGUUUUUGUGGUGGGGUGAGGUAAAGCCCCUCUUUACCUGCUGGAUCAUCCCCCAGCUUGGGACACAAGCAGUCAUUUGGGUUGGGUUUCAUCGUAAUUGUUUUAAAUUUGUAAGGCUUUAUAAUCCAGCAAUAUCCAUGCUAUGGUCACUACUCAUAGUAAAGGGCAUUAUUUACUUUUAAAUUAAAAGAGAAUGAAUUAAUUCUUUUGUUGAUAGUGAUUCUGUCAGCCUUUGUCAGAGACAUUCCUUUAGCCAUUGUCAGAAGGUACACCCGAACGCUAAAGUAUACAAAUAAGAAUCUGAAUAAAGUUGACUGCAAUAUUUACAGAGGUCCCCCGGGGGGAGGAUGAUCUGGCCCUUUUCUUGGCAGCUUUUCCCAUAUUCUACAUCUGACAGUAGAAAUCUCUUACGAGAUCAUUGAGAUAACAGUGGGAAAUUUGGGGUCUUACCAAUUACACCGAGUUAAUCCUGGCAUCUGCUCUGCCUGUGCCAUCAUAGGUUAUGGGAACAGAGUCUUUGGUGCCACCUAGCGGCUUUCUGCGGGAGCAACAAAGAUGGGGCUGAUUUUGAAAUAGGACCAAAUUUAGAAGCGCUUCCAGAGGAAUCUGGUUGGAUGAAGAAGAGCAGAGGUGCAUCCUGGGAACGUGAAACGCCUUGGUUUUGGUUCUUUGUGAGUUCUGGAGGCAGGAUCUUAAAACUUCUCACGGCCCUUUUCUUUAGCAUGUUCCGAGUUUGAGUUUGUUCUUUUCACUCCCUGCUGUUUAGUGGGAUUCCAGGGUUUGACCUUGAGAAUGGAGAGCCUCCUCACUGACAAUUUCUAAUGAAGAGAAUCUCAGAAGGGAAAGAAGAUGUUCCCUCUUCCCCUGCCAGUUUUGAAAAGCAGACUGUCCCCUGAGAGCAGUAGGCAGCUAGUCCAAAGAGCCUGUUCUGAUUAACGUGGGACUCUCAUCCUGUUCUGAUUGUGGUUUGCAAAUGGUAAAAGUAACAAAAGACCUUUAAGUCACCUGGGUUUCAGAGAAAUGUAGUCAUGUGCUGUUUAAAAACAUCUUUUAAAAAAUUGGCAGCCUUGCUUAAUUAUAUGUUGCGCUAGUAAUAACAUUUCAUUUGACAGCUCUGUUUUUAACAAUGAAGGUACAACUGUUUUUGAGUUAUCUGUAUUGGCCAGAAGAGCUUUGCAAUUUCCUUCUUCCUUCUCCUGUGACUACAAGUUUAAAUUAACAGUACAUGUUUCGUGUAUUUGGCUUUGGAAUCAUGUUUAUGUUAUAUACAACUAUGAAAUAAACAAUUUCAAUCAAAAUGAAAGCACAAUCCUUAAAAAUCAAAAGGAGAAUGUUUAAAAAUGAAACUGAUUACUAUGUAUCAAGUUGGUAGUUCUCUUGCACAGAGAGGUCUUAUUUUAAUUCUUUAAUUAGAUGACUUUAAAUAGGUGACUUUAAGUGACUUUUUUCACACAUGAGAAAAACCCAGUAUUUGAACGGACAUCGUUAGUGGGAUAUAUUCUAAGAACAAAAGAGAGCUGCAAAGAAAUUUUACUGUGUUCAAUAAUUAUGUUGUUAGUAAUAGCACUGGUACAGUUAUUGUGAAGAUAUAAAUGUAUUAUGUAUGUAUAUGCAAAUAAUUAUGUUAAUGUUGUUAGGAACCAAGAUUUUCAGCCUAAGUUAUAAGGCAUAAAAAUAUAAAAUCAAAAAAUUAAAGUCCUGUAGUCCUAAAUUUGAAUUACAGAUGCCAUUAUGAAUACAGGAUAUAUUUUCUCUCUGAAAAGCAUUAAUUUCUUAGCUAAAAUAUGAUCUAGAGAUAAUGAACAGCCCAGUAUCAAGGAACACCCCUAGUGUGGCUUCUCAAAUACCAUUUCUCAUUAAAAGGAACCAGGGCUCCUUGGAGAAACGGCUGAUUCCAGUUCUGGGGCAGGAAAUAUACAAGAUAAGCCUGGAAUAUCUUGUUGCAUCAGAAAGCAAAGAAACUAUCAAAGACUGCUGAAGACUCCAGGGAUCAUAUCAAAGGAACUCAGUGGCUCCCACCCUCUGGCCCAAAAAUGGAACAAUUUGAGCAUGGGAAGGAAUAAAAAUGAAGGAUUAAAGCAUCGAAUAUUAAAAUCCAUGAAUUCAUCAUUGGUUACAUUUGGAGGAUCCAGCUCAUAAUUUUGAAAACCGAUGAAGAGAAAGAGGAAAAAGUAGCAGGCACUGCUCCUGUCUUUCCUGUGCCAGCGGACCCCAUGGUAACCAAGUAGAUGAUAAGGGGAUUUAUAGAGGAUUUUCGUUAAUACGUGAAGAAAGAAUGAUAGAAUACCAUUAUUUUCUAACUCCUGAUUGUGGCAAGAGACAAUGAUCAUCAAUGACAGCUAAAAACCAUUUAGUGAAAAGCUGGCAGGGAUCUUUGUAAUGUAUGGAUAUUGUGUGCUUCUGAAGUGAUACAGUGUCAUCCAUAAGGUAUUCUUACAAAAAUUGUUAAUCUGAAUCUGAUCAAGCCUCCAUUUAACUGCCACUUUAUUGGAAAUACUAGGGACAGAGAAACCUUGUAUAAAUCAGGGUCCCAACAGGAAGCAGAUGGUACACUCAGGUUAGGAAAACAGGAAGAGGUUUUAUUACAAAGGUGAAGGCAAAGCGUGAAGGAUGUGUGGGAUCCUGGGAUGAGUGGUGUAGAGGCCUUUACCAGUAGGAGGGAGACAUUACCAGAACCUGGAAGGGGAGAGGGUUGUGUGGAGCAGCUGUCUUGAGAGGAAGUCACCUUCAGUCCAGAAGCACAGCCCAUCCAGGGUGGGCCUUGCAGGGAGGGAGUCGGGGAAAUAAGCACUCUGAUCACAUUCUUCUCCCUCCCUCCCACUCCUACCAGGGCUCCCUAUUGGCCAAACCCAGCUGAUGCCAGAAGGCAAGCGAGCCUGGCUGCUAUAGCCUCCUGGGGCAAAGCCCAGGGUGGACAAGGGUGGAAGGAGGAUCUGCAUGGGAGCAAGUGAGUAAAAUGUAUCACUAACAUUCUAACACCACAGGGUUGCCAUCAGCAAAAUCCAGCACACAGUAAAUUCUUCAGGACAAACAACCUUCUUUUCUUCCUUCCAUUAAAUAACCUGCAAAGAAAGGGGAGAAGGGGCAGGGUGGGGGAGAUUUAUCAGUUAAAUGACUUUUUCUCCCUUAACAAAUAGAUUUCAAAUAGAAAGAAGGGGACCUGUAAAUUAAGACAUUUGAGCUAAAACACAGUUAACGAAGUAUAGACCUGUGGGUCCUGAUUCUGACAAAUCAACUGGUAAACAAGAUCAGCUCCUGAAAAAAAUCUGGGAAAGUUGAACACUGUCUGGACAUGUGUUAUGUGAUUAUAUGAAAGAAUUAUUGAUAGAUUUUAAUUUUUAGAUAUGAUCGUGAUAUGGAGAGAGAGCAGCAGCUUAUAGAGAUACAGCCUGAAGUAUUUGCAGAUGGAAUGGUAUGUCUGGGAUUUGCUCCAGAAUAAACCAGGGGGUGGAGGGGAGUGGAGGGAGGCACAGAUGACAGAAGAGUGGCCAUGUGUUUAUUAUCAUGAAUGUGGAGGGUAGGUACAUAAGGGUGCUUUAUACUUCUCUCUCUGCUUUUGUCUGAAGUUUUCCAUUAAAAGAAACAAAAGUAACACUA
Messenger RNA from Vicugna pacos (alpaca), 12402 nucleotides. The record is from RefSeq and is a predicted model, not a curated record. Lineage: Eukaryota; Metazoa; Chordata; Mammalia; Artiodactyla; Camelidae.